CGCCUCCGCCUCCGCCUCCGCCUCCGCCUCCGCUUACCCUUGAUGCACAGCUUCCGCCUCCCCACGCCUGGCGCGUACAUGCAUAAGGGCGUGAAUCCCAAGAUGCCAUGGCGCCUCCAUUGUAUCUGACGACGGUUUGUCGCCGGGUCGCCUCUUCCACCAGCCAUACUAGUCGCCUGAACGCUUCUAUUGUCCGUCAGGAAUUUCGGUCUUCUGCGAUUUCCGCGCCGUCUGUGAUUCCUUCUGGUUCUUCGUCUGUCGUCGGUUCCACCCGGCCCAGCUCGGGAAUUUUUGCUCAGGCGAAAUUCUUGUCUUUUCUCGUCAGCCGUCCGUCAAAUUGUCCGUCAACUCCAGGCGGCACCUCGCCGCUAGACCCGCCAAUUUCAUCAGCAGCUGGAUCUACGUGCCUGGUUUCUCCAUCUUUCCCCUUUUCCUUGUUCCGAAGACUCAUGGCGGCCACGGCUGGACAGGUCAUCCGAUGCAAGGCGGCUGUGGCUUGGGGACCGAACAAGCCCCUGGUGAUCGAGGAGGUAGACGUGGCCCCGCCCCAGGCGGGCGAGGUGCGCAUCCGCGUCACCCACACGGCGCUGUGCCACACUGACGCAUACACGCUCGACGGCCAUGACCCCGAGGGGCUCUUCCCCUGCAUUCUCGGCCACGAGGCCGCUGGCAUAGUGGAGAGUGUAGGCGAGGGCGUGACAGACGUGCAGCCGGGCGACCACGUCAUCCCAUGCUACCAGGCUGAGUGCCGCGAGUGCAAGUUCUGCAAGUCGGGGAAGACCAACCUCUGCGGCAAGGUUCGCCCUGCCACAGGUCGCGGCGUGAUGCUGGCAGACGGCAAGCCGCGCUUCUCGGUGCGCGGCGAGCCCAUCUACCACUUCAUGGGCACGAGCACCUUCAGCGAGUACACCGUGGUGCACGACGUGUCCGUGGCGAAGGUCAACCCCCAUGCGCCGCUCAGCAAAGUCUGUCUGCUGGGCUGCGGCAUCCCCACUGGCCUGGGAGCGGUGUGGAAUGCUGCUAAGGUCGAGCCCGGCUCAACGGUCGCUAUUUUUGGGCUAGGCACUGUCGGUCUCGCGGUGGCGGAGGGUGCAAAGGCGGCCAAGGCAUCUCGCAUCAUUGGGGUUGAUAUUGACCCUUCCAAGUUCGACACAGCCAAGGACUUUGGCGUCACCGAGUUUGUGAACCCCAAGGACCACAGCAAGCCCGUUCAAGAAGUGAUUGUGGAUCUCACAGAUGGCGGUGUGGACUACAGCUUCGAGUGCAUCGGAAACGUCAACGUGAUGCGAUCGGCCCUGGAGUGCUGCCACAAGGGGUGGGGCGAGUCGGUCAUUAUCGGCGUGGCAGCGGCGGGGCAGGAGAUCUCCACUCGCCCCUUCCAGCUGGUGACAGGAAGGGUGUGGCGCGGCACGGCGUUCGGGGGGUUCAAGAGCCGCACGCAAGUGCCGGAGCUGGUGGAGAAAUAUAUGAACAAGGAGAUCAAGGUGGAUGAGUACAUCACGCACAACCUGCCCCUGUCGAAGAUCAACGAGGCCUUUGACCUGCUGCACGGGGGCAAGUGCCUGCGAGCCGUGAUCCACAUGGAAGAGGAGGAGGGCAAGUGACGUGCUGUCUGUGGAAAGAUUUUUGAGGCGCCUCAAAAGCCGCCAUCCACAUGGAAGAGGAGAACAAGUGAUGUGCUGUCUGUGGACAGGGACUACAUUGGUGGCUUCAGUGGUGUUGAGAAGGCUUCAAGGCAACCUGCCCCUCUCCAGGAUCACUGCCACCACUGAGGCCUUUGACCUGCUGCACGGGGGCAAGUGCCUGCGUGCCGCCAUCCACAUGGAAGAAGAGGGCAAGUGACGUGCUGUGGGAAGGGAGGGCUAUACCAGUGCGAGGGUACUGCAGAGCGGGGUUUAGAGCCAUGUCCCGAUAGCUAGGAAGAAAGAGGGGGUUGACCUGCUGCAUAGGUGGGAGUGGCUGGGCCAUCCCCCAUCCCGCUGCAAGUUGUGAUUCACGUAGUGACUGAUGGGCGUUGUGCACAGAACUUAUCAUACCAUGCCAUUCUCUGCUUGACUCGUUGCUGGUUGAAUUCCUUUCCCCGUACCUUUGAAGGCUUUGCCUACCGCGCUGGACUCUGUUCUUCAGACGUGAUGGCACGAAUGAUAUUGAUUACAGAUUUGAGGUGUA
Closterium sp. NIES-67 is the source of this 2169-nucleotide messenger RNA. Lineage: Eukaryota; Viridiplantae; Streptophyta; Zygnematophyceae; Desmidiales; Closteriaceae. The record is from the annotation of a GenBank genome assembly.